Molecule: messenger RNA, 3808 nt
Organism: Prinia subflava (tawny-flanked prinia)
Lineage: Eukaryota; Metazoa; Chordata; Aves; Passeriformes; Cisticolidae
Gene: TIPRL
Product: TOR signaling pathway regulator
Exons: 7
Coding region: 135-956 (273 amino acids)
Biological process (GO): TOR signaling
Cellular component (GO): cytosol
Source: RefSeq, a predicted model, not a curated record
GAAGCGGAAACACCGCGGGGCGGCGGUUCCGGAGGCGCCGCCGCCGCCGUGAGGGCUCUGCGGGAGGAGACGGAGCAGAGGGGCUCCGCCGCCGCCCCUUGCGCCGCCUCCCGCUCGGCGGAGAGCAGGCCGCCAUGCAUCCCGUCUUCCAGAGCAGCCGGCGCGAUUUCACCUUCGGGCCCUGGAAGCUGAGCGCCGCCCGGACGCACAUCAUGAAGUCGGCGCAGGCCGAGAGGUUGGCUGACGAAUUACACAUGCCUUCCCUGCCAGAGAUGAUGUUUGGAGACAAUGUCCUAAGAAUACAGCAUGACCAUGGUUUUGGAAUUGAGUUCAAUGCUACAGAUGCUUUAAAAUGUGUCAAUAAUUGUCAAGGUAUGAUCAAAGUCGCUUGUGCAGAGGAGUGGCAAGAGAGCAGGAGUGAGACUGAGCACAGUAAGGAAGUUGUUAAGCCAUAUGACUGGACUUACACAACAGAUUACAAAGGAACUUUGCUGGGAGAUACUGCUACAUUAAAGGUUGUUCCUACAACAGAACACAUAAAUACAGAGAAAUUGAAAGCCAGGGAACAAAUUAUGUUUUUUGAAGAAGUACUCCUGUUUGAAGAUGAACUCCAUGAUCAUGGAGUAUCAAGUUUGAGUGUGAAAGUAAGAGUUAUGCCUUCCAGCUUUUUCGUGCUGCUGAGGUUCUUCUUGCGAGUGGAUGGGGUACUCAUCAGGAUGAAUGACACGAGGCUUCAUCAUGAGGCUGACAAGACCUACAUGUUGCGAGAAUACACAUCCAGGGAAAGCAAAAUAUCAAGUUUAAAGAAUGUUCCACCUUCCCUGUUCACGGAACCUAAUGAGAUCUCUCAGUAUCUACCCAUAAAGGAGACAAUCUGUGAAAAACUAGAAUUCCCAGAGAAACUGGAGCCUAAACCAGAAACAUCACUGGAAACCACAUGUGAUAAGUCUAAAUAAAUGUGACUUUAUAAGGACUUGAAGUAGACUGGAGAUAAUGUGAUCACAGUUGUUGUCAUGGGGGGCGUUUCACUACUAGUGGAAUGAAGAAUUUGGCUAAUUUUUCUGUAGCCUUGAGAGAAAACAUUUCAAGCAGGUUUUGCUAAUGGUGUUUUUUGUUUGGAUUUUUUUUUAACCUGUGUCUGGAGCUGAUGAUAGACUGGUGGUGAGUUACAGUUUUCAGCAGCAAUGGAGAAAUGCCUGUUGGGAGUCUGGAUUCUGUUUAGUUCACCAAGCAGGCAGGAGUAUUGUCUGGACCCCCAUCCGCUAACACUUCUAUGAAGAUUUUGUUAUUGCUGCUGCUUCAGAUACUAAGAAACUACCAGAGUUGUAAAACUGGCAUGAUUUUAUUUUUACUGAGAAAUAAUCCAGAGUAAAAAAAAAAAAUCCUCUGCAUUUAUUUUGAUCUGUCAGCCCUAAACUACCUGUUUUGCUUGGCUUCCCCUACCAAUAACCAACAAAGUUACUUCUUGUACUUUCUGAUCCAGAGCCUCACCUAAGAAUAUUCAUUUCAUCUGAGGAUAGGUUUAAGGGUGGGGUUAAAAAUACAUUUGUUUGACACGAUAUAAAAGUAAAAUUAUUUGUGGAGCAUUAACUCCAGAGCAGGAGGAGAGCUGGAGGUUAACAGAGAGACACUGGUAAGUCUCUUCACAAAUGCUGGUUUAAUCUGGUGUCAGCUGGAGUUCUCUGGGCAGUUCUGGGACUCUCACUUGGGCUUGCUGUGCUGCUCCAGUCAUGUACAAUGCUGGAAAGGCAUUGCCCUGCACCGACCUUCUCUUGGAUGUGCACACAUGUGAUGGUUCUACUGCCCUGACAGCCAAAUUGCAAAACUGCAGUGGGGUUUAAGGCUGGGGAAGUCUGAUCCCUGAAGGAUGCUGGUGUUUGCAGUUUGAGGAAGGAGACCUUGUAUGGCCUUAGAAGGAUGCUAAUGAGUUCCAGAUACAUCAUUUUGGUUUAAAAUUCUUCUGAGUUCUAAUAUUCAUACAAGUGUGAUCACUUGUGUAGUCAUGGUUUCAACACUCUGUAGAUGAAGCUGAAAUACUUGUAUUGCUUUUGGAAAUCCUGCAAUGUAUUACUGGUUUGGCCUAAGAGUGGGGCAGCUAAGCAGGCUUGUCUGGGUUUGCUGCUAACACUCAUUGCAGGAAGCAAGGAACUCCAGUAAAAAGCAGCCUUGUGGUGCAAGGUGCUUGCAGAUAAGAACACCAACACAUUCUGAUAUCUUGGGGGUUUUGUUUAAAAAUCAUAUUCUACACUGCAUGGCUUACUAGAAGCAACCCACCACAAAACCUAGUAUUUGACCCUAUCUUUUGUGAAGUGGUUUUCACGUGGAGAAGACCCUGAGGUUUUCAGUGGGGGAAAAAGUCUACUGCCAUUUAGUGACUGUUUCCUUAGUAAAAACAACCCACUAAUUUCACUUUCAUUUAAGGCAGGCUGAUCUAAUGACUUCUGCAGCAGGUAGAAAGGCAGGAACUAACUGCAGUUUUUCCUGUGUCAUUGAUGUACCCAAACCAUGGAGAAGACAUUUCUCUGUGCUUCCAUUCCCUGUAUGUAAAAAUGAGAGUUAAUAUAUGCAUACCUCGCAGAGAGACUGUGAGGAUUAGUUUGUACAAAGUUACUGACUAGAAUAUUUUUUUCUGAAUACACCUUCAGCUUUAUCUUUGGAAUCCUUUGGAAAGGAUUACUGCAAAAAAAUUUUCCAUAGGAUGAGUGAAGAGAACCAAAAUGAAACAGUUUCUGAAAGAAGUUGACAGCCAUGAUAAUUAUCAGAUAAUUAUCAGACAUGAUCGGGGUGAAUGAAUUUAUGGCCACUUUGAAAUAGAAGCAAGGUCCUCUGUAUUCCCAAUUACAGUCCUAAAUUCUGUUGGCUUUUUUUCAUCUUCCUGCCCUUCUUUCCUAAACAGUUUACUGUCAGGAUGAAGAAGGGGGCUGCAAAUGAAUGCAGCGUGGAGGAAGUUAAAAUCCAUUUGGUAGUAGAAGAUUAUUUGGGUCCAUUCCAGUGAUAGAGGGAAGUGAGAGAACAGUGAAAAGGAAGGGAGCAACAAACAGAGGUGAAGAGAUCCUUUUCUGUUCGAAGUAAAUCAUGGCACUUCUUUUACUCUAAGCAUAUAUUAGUGCUUAGAGCUUAUAAAAACAACUUUACAGCUGGUAUGGCUGGGAGCAGUGCUCAUGCAGUGCUGGCAUAGAUCUGCAUUUGUUAAUUCAAACUGUGGUUUGGGCUUGGUCAGUGAUGGUAACAUUAAACUCCUUUGGGCUGAAGUAGAGUGUGAGGGGAAAGCCACAGACUCAGGAGGGAGCAGUAGAAAGGGCACUCUGCAUGUUUAGCUCAUGCUGUGUAUUUUCUCUUAUCCAUCAUACAUCCUAAUUUUGACCCAUCAGUAAAGUUUUGUGGAAUGAACUUGUAUCCUGACUCUAUAGAUCCGUGCUCUCCCUCUGUUCUAAAAGGUGCUGUGCAUUUCAGUGGAACACUCCUGUUGGGGACAUCACAGGAACACCUUUAGGAAGCUACAGUUAGAACAAGUUCAGAAUUAGAGCACCUUGUGACUUUCUUACACCACACAGAUCACCAAGAAGCAGCAGUAUAAACUGGCAUAGAGCAAGCUCUGUGGCACAAAAGUUCCACAGGAAAAUACCACUUUGAAUAAAUAACUUUAGGGGGGAGGGGGAGUGGGGUGAUUCUCCAGCCGUUUUGUGUCGAGUUUUAUGUGGCAGUUUAUAUUGUUCCUUGUAUGUUGCUGAAUAAAAUGUACCAAACAUUUUAUAGUUCUGUUUUUAACUGGGCAAAAUAAACUGAAAGAAAUACUCGUGAUGCUGAA